CAUAAAAUUAUUCUUUUUUAACCCAGCUUAAAAUUUCAAUUACUUGUCAUGAUGUCAAGUAAUAUUACAUGAUUGUAAUUAUCUAAAUUUGACAUAGUAAUCCAGUGCUUUUUGCUAGUGGACUUGAGACAUGGUAAUAUCGGCUCAGCAUAUGAGGACAUUUUCAGCAAAACCUAACAGGGAAUCAGUAGAGUUUCUCUGAGUGGUUAUAUGAGCAGAGUCCUGAUAUCCAUGCAUGGCAACUGUUAAAUAUACUGAAAGAAGGGCAGGCUGGGAAUUACAGCUGACAUGUAAUUCCCUUCAUGAGGUUUAUUAAAGUAAAGGGGCCUCUGAGUCAUGACUCAGGCCCUGGGCUAACAGCUACACAUUAGCUGUUUCCUUAAAGAAGCUUUUCAACCUCCCUAGUGUUUUAAGAAGUUAGCACAUCUGUGAAUUAAAGAUCAUAUUUGAUAACAGUGUGAAUCUAAAUAAAGUCAUAGAUAUCAAGAGCUAAAACCUAGGCUAUCAUAAAUCAAAUACAAAUUAGUGAUGAGAUGUGAUCCUUCCUAGUGUUAUUAUUUUUGGUAUUAAGGGCAAAUUGGAUUUCCUUCAACUGAAUGCUGUUAUUUCGUGCUCAAAUAACUUAAGACAAAAACUGUGGCUUAUCAAAAUUAAACAAAAAAGUUGCUAAGCUGGAGUGGUGGUAAGAAGAUGAAAUAUGGUGACUUCACUGGUGUGUGAGCCUCACUCCCCUCCAUUGAGCUCAACAGAAGAACCCAUUCAUGUCUUCAGCUGAGUCCAUUGUUCUUUCCAAUGUAUUGACAUUUAAAGUCUUUUGGAUGAAGUAACGGAUUUUGAAGAGGUUAUAAGGCCAGUCACAGUUCUGAGGAACUUUGGAUAUCUUAUUUAUGUUACCAUGACAAUCUCACUUUAGACAUUCUUCAUCUACAUGAUUGAAGUUAAAUCCAAGGAGUGGCAGGCCUGAUCCUGAACCCAGGGUGUCCAUCACGACCAGACCACGUCUUUUUGUUUUAACUUGAUGAGAGAUAUGAGUGAGGAGAUAACACUGACAAAUUCAGGAGACUUUCAAUCUACAGAGUCUCAGGAAUUUCAAACCAGGAGCAAAAGGAGAUUUUACCCUUCUCAAGUCACCAGCCUUCGUUUGAUGAUUGUAGUCUUCCUUUCGGUGAUUGUAGCCUUGGGAGCGUCUUUAGCAGUUGAAAAAAAGAAAUUUCAAACCGAUCAUACACGAUGCCUAGAUGACUGGAUUGGUUACCAACAAAAGUGCUUCCUUUUUUCUGAAAAUACAACGACAUGGAAAAUGAGCCAGAGCUUCUGUGCCUCUUACCAAGCAACGCUCGCAGUAUUCAACAGCACAAAAGAACUGAACUUCCUGAAGCGAUAUGCAGACCAUUCUCAUUAUUGGAUUGGACUGAGUCGAGAAGAAGGCACAGAGUGGCAGUGGGCAGACGGAACCAUAUACAACAGUAGGAUUAAAAUCACUGGUAAUGGACAGUACGCAUAUCUACACAAAAAUGGCAUUAGCAGCUCAAGCAGCCAUUUGUUUCAAAAGUGGAUUUGUAGCAAAUGAGAUGCCUACACACCAAGAAAUUAAGGCCUCAUAGAUGUAAGAUAUUCUACAUUAAAUGUAGCUUUAAUUCUUCCUGGGAAAAAAUUAUAUUAAUAUGAUCAUGCAUGAAAUUCAUGCUUAGAACUGUUCAUUCUCGUCUCAUUUCAGAUUUGAUUUCCAAAUCUAGGUUUUGUAAAUCUGUCCAAUUCUUGACAAGCAAGAUGACUCUGUUGUAACCUAUUUAAAAGUUUCUUGGCCUGGGGACAGCUCAGUGGUAGAGCGUAUACUUGCUUACUAUUUGCAAGGCCCUGAAUCUUACCUCAGGUUAGACAUAUAAACAUUCCAAAUCUUAUUAUCAAAUGAAAAAUUUCAUAAUUAAUAUAUUAAGUGUGAAUGAAAAUUGUCAACAUAUUUAAUAUAUUCAAAGAAUAUAUUAAUUCCUUAAAUUGAUUUGAAUUUGAAUUGAAAUUAAUCUCAUGUAUAAUUACCUCCCAAGAGCUCUAACUUGUCUGGAUUUUAGAGGGUUUUCUCCUAACUUUUAUGAUCAAUACUAGCAGUUAGCUAUCUUUUACUUAUGCAAUAUUUGCACUAUUUUUUAAUACAACACAAGUAUGUAGUAUAAUUGACGCACAAGAAUUUUACAGAAAACAAAAUCCUUGCACUGUGGUCUUUCCGUGAGAGGCUUGCCAGCCUGUAAGUAAAUGAAUUGUCUGAAUUAGCACCUCUCUCUACCUGUGACUGCCCAGGGUCUGUCACCUGAUGGGCACUGGGAGUGGUAAGGCUCUAGCACUUAAGGGCGUGUUCUGAACUUUGCUGUUCAAACCUCUCCUAAGACUGAGGGAGAUUCAGUGUUAAACAUCAGCCUCUUCAGAGGAUAGCCGUUCCAUGCUCACUGAGGUUAACACUGUUUCCGUACAGCACACAAGCCUUUCUUAAAGUUACUGUGAAGCUGGUGACAUGCGUCCUAUGGCUGAAAUUUAAAUGGUCAUGGGAUGAAACCCAGAAUGAGGCAAGAGCUUGGUACCUUUGUCUGCCAUUGCUGACCACCUUAGCCUCUGUCUGUCUACUCUCUUCACCCUCAUUCUUCCUUCCUUUCUUUUUCUUUCUAUGCUUCCAAUAUCCCCACUGCUAUAAGUGUUCCUUUGAUUAUUUCAGUCCCAAAAUGAAUAGAGGAGAUUACUCUUCACAGUUAAGUACAUCAAGUCAGUAAGAGACUAAAAAAUGCAAUGUCCUUUCUAGCCAGAACCCACCAUGGCACAUGGAAUAGAACUCGGGAAUUUGUUCCUUGCAUCUUUAUGCAAUCUAGUUAUAUUGAAUAAUUACUCCACCAUUCUCCUGUAUCAGGAAUAAACUAAUAGGCUACAAAUGGUAGUGGUGGAAUCUUAGAACUAAACUUAUAAAUAAUUCAGAAAAUCAGAGACUCAAUAAGUGUGUGGCUUUAGUGUUUUUACCAAAUACUACAAGAUGUACAAAAACAAAUUUGUCAGGCAUAAGAAGUGGUUAGUGGCAGAGCAUAAUGAAAUAGCCAAUGAAAUUAUCACAGGAAAAAUAUUUUCAGGUGGAUAAGUAAAGAAAAAAAGAAUGAACAAAAGGAAGAAAGAAAGAAAGAAGGAAGGAAGGAAGGAAGGAAGGAAGGAAAGAAAGAAAGAAAGAGAGAGAAAGAGAGAAAGAUAGAAAGAAAGAAAGAAAGAAAGAAAGAAAGAAAGAAAGAAAGAUUGAUUCUUAGGCAGACAAGGCAGUUUAGGUCUAUAAUUCAAUACUGGGGAGGCGAAGGCAGGAGGAUCUCAGGUUCACAGUCAAUCUGUGCUAUAUAAAAAUAACCUGGGCAGCGAGGCAAAACAAGAAAAAAGGACAAAUACAUUUCUACGCAGAAAAUUCUCACCAGAAACAAAAGGCUCUUGUGAGGUUUGCACAAUUUAAAAGUUGUGAGUUACGAUGGCCUAGAAACAUUGGAAUGAUGGAGUUUUUAAAACUAAGAGUUCAGGAUGGGAGCAGACACUAUGGACAAAGUGACCACCAUGAUCACUUAGAGAAUUAUAAUUCAGGCUGAGUGGGUCAGCUUUGCUAGGAAAUUACUAACUAACUAGAUGGGUUUGUGACUCCUUCAAAUGUGACCCCUCAGCUUUAAUGAUUGUUCUUGUGCUUUUCUGAAUUUUCUCUGAAUUUUGGUAAAACAAGGAAUUUUAUAUAAACUUUUGUUGUUGUUGUUGUUGUUGUUGUUGUUGUUAUAUAGAGGAAAAUACAAUGAGGGUAGUACCAGCCAUGAUGGCAGGGAGAACAGAGAGAAGCUGAUGGUUUGGGGGAAUCUUAGACAUAAAUUUAAUCAACACAGGAUGAGACAGACAAGGACAAAUUGGCAAUAUAAUCAAAUCCCGAGUUUGUGUCUCAGUUUACCAAAUGUAUUCCAGCACUGUCAGCCGACACAGAAAGGAGGGGGUACUGAGACAAGCUGAGCUUCACAGGGGGGUGCAUAUUCCUGGCAGAAAUUCAGCCAGAAGCAAGAGGUGCAGCCAUGGGAAUAAGAAAGCGGUCUGGGAUGAACACCGGAGACAGACAUCAGGAGAGCUGCAGGGAUGUGAAGAGAAAGCCUAGAGGAUGAGAGGAGAGAGGUGGGGGCAGGGACAACAAGCAAGCAGCCAUCACACUUAUUUCCAUGGUGCAAAAAGGAAGGAAGGAAAGAAGGAAGGAAGGAAG
Cricetulus griseus (Chinese hamster) is the source of this 4243-nucleotide messenger RNA. NCBI's taxonomy places the organism in Eukaryota, Metazoa, Chordata, Mammalia, Rodentia, Cricetidae. The record is from RefSeq and is a predicted model, not a curated record.